GUGAGCGGCGAGCGGGCCGUGCGUGCGUGCGUGCGUGGCGCGCUGGCCUGGAAGCGCUGGACCUGAGAGGUGUGCAGGCGGUUACAGUGGGAGGCUUCGGCAGCCAUGGCUCCCAACGUUCCCGCGGCCGAGCCGGCCCCAGAGAGUCCUAAAGGCAUCCGGGCCGUGCUGCUGGGCCCGCGUGGUGGCAGGGACCCCGGAUGCCCUGCUGCUCGGGAAACAAGCCUGACCUUCACAUUUUUCACCCAAGUUAAUUUCAACAACCAAAGAGAAGAUUGGCAGACAAGCACAGUUCUCUGGGUAUGUGGCCACUGGGCCAGUCUGGAAGACCAGAAGGCACCCAAAUUGGCCAAAAACUUCUGUGUCUGCCAUCUGGCAACUGGGGACAUGCUGAGGGCCAUGGUGGCUUCUGGCUCAGAGCUGGGGAAAAAGCUGAAGGCAACUAUGGAUGCCGGGAAGCUGGUGAGUGAUGAAAUGGUCGUGGAACUCAUUGAGAAGAAUUUGGACACCCCUCCAUGCAAAAAUGGUUUUCUUCUAGACGGCUUCCCCCGGACUGUGAGGCAGGCAGAAAUGCUUGACGACCUCAUGGAGAAGAGGAAAGAGAAGCUUGAUUCUGUGAUUGAAUUCCGCAUCCCAGACUCCCUGCUGAUCCGGAGAAUUACAGGAAGGCUGAUUCACCCCCUGAGUGGCCGUUCCUACCACGAGGAGUUCAACCCCCCAAAGGAGCCCAUGAAAGAUGACAUCACUGGGGAACCAUUGAUCCGAAGAUCAGAUGAUAAUGAGAAGGCCUUGAAAAUCCGCCUGGAGGGCUACCACACGCAGACUACCCCGCUAGUGGAAUACUACAGGAAACGGGGGAUCCACGCUGCCAUCGACGCCUCCCAGACCCCUGAUGUCGUGUUUGCGAGCAUUCUAGCAGCCUUCUCCAAAGCCACAUCCUAGUAGCAGAAGGCCAGGCGAGACUGCACCACUGCUCAUCACCCCGCGGCGUGAUCCCUGUUUUUAGGUGCUGGGCAGAGGGGAGGGGUGGUCAGGGUAAGGAUGGAGAAUCAAGAGUGGUGAAGGGCUCACGAAAAACAUUGGAAGGGCAGCAGUGUUGUAGUGAGGUGAUUUCUUUCGCAUAUAGUAGGAGUCUUAAAGAGUAUGAGUAAUUAAUUUUUUAAAGACUGAUUGAAGGAUAUAAGUAGAAACAAGGAGGUGCAGUACUAUUUCUAAGGAAUCAAUUUUUAAUUUACUCUGGACUGGUAACAAUAUUUUUUAAAGCCAGUGCCCUGAGACCUCAACUUUUAUCUCAGAACCUCAUGGGUUGUCAGCCCAGGAAUGCAGGAAAUCAAACUGUUGUCCUCUCUGUCCUAUAACCAGGGACAGGGAGGGUUUGACUACUGACGCUGGUUCCCCACACCCUGUGAUCAAAAAAUCAUCUCCACAUUUGAAAGAGAUACAGGGUGUGCUCAUGGGGGCAGUGGCUCAGCAAAACAAGUUUACAGGAGUCAUGUGGUGCGGGGGCAGGCCGGUCUCACUCCCUUGCCGACUUAUCACUGAUUUACCAGUCCACCUGCUCUCAUGGGUGAGUGCUCAGCAACCGCCCGAUGUGUGCCACAACUCUACGCUCUUGCCUUCUUACAUCCAUGGUGUGUGAAGGGCCCUUCAAAUAAAUGAGCAAGUGUCCUAAGCAACAUCAUCCAAAGAUUGUCCUUCCGGUCCUCACAUCCUGUGACUGAGAUCACUCGACAGCACUGUGAUGUAUUUUCAAUGAGGUGCCUUUCUUAAAGACCAAAUACUGCCUUUUUUGGCCCCUAAAUCAAUAAAGUAUGUAAAAGUUUGCA
Messenger RNA from Myotis brandtii (Brandt's bat), 1826 nucleotides. RefSeq names its product adenylate kinase 2 (gene AK2). Gene Ontology annotation, biological process: ADP biosynthetic process. The transcript has 9 exons. The record is from RefSeq and is a predicted model, not a curated record. Gene Ontology annotation, molecular function: ATP binding; AMP kinase activity. Gene Ontology annotation, cellular component: mitochondrion; cytoplasm. Lineage: Eukaryota; Metazoa; Chordata; Mammalia; Chiroptera; Vespertilionidae. Bases 106 to 942 code for a protein of 278 amino acids.